AUGGCGGCAGAAAUUACCACCACGACUGUCGUCACGGCAUUUCCCCUCCUCUUCGGAGUAACCAGCACCAGCAUUGGAAUCUACAGCUUUGUGUCACCCUACAAUGCCAUGCGUCUCUUCGGUCUUCAGGGCCCAGCUGCCGAGAAAACCUCUUCGUCGCACUCCGAAGCUUUCCAGAAAUCUCUCAUCUACGCGUCUGGACUACGAAACAUCGGCACCGGUCUCAGCACUCUUGGCCUCUAUGCGUUCUGGCAAUUCUCCCCAGUCUGCCAAGUGAGCCCGCUAGCUGCCGCGAUCACGAAGAAGUGCAUGGGAAUCUGCUUCAUGUUCGGUACCAUCGUUGGAGUUGGUGAUGCUGUUAUUGUGCGGCAGUUUGGGAACAAGGAGUACGUUCGGGGCGAGGCAGAAGCGAAGGCUGCCAGUGCUAGCAUUAACCAUGGGAUCACGGCAGUACUCAUCCUGGCGACUGGCCUCUUUUUGUACUUGUAG
Molecule: messenger RNA, 489 nt
Organism: Fusarium tjaetaba
Lineage: Eukaryota; Fungi; Ascomycota; Sordariomycetes; Hypocreales; Nectriaceae
Exons: 1
Coding region: 1-489 (162 amino acids)
Source: RefSeq, a predicted model, not a curated record